AUGUCCGGCCGCGUGAUGCUGAUGGCACUUCUCUUGGCAUUCACUGCACAGACAUUGGCCCAAGAGACCAAGAACAUCAGUACAAAGCAGAUGGCGCGGCUGCCCAAGGGCAAUGUCAGCCUUGGGCUGAACCGCUCGGUGGCAACAUCCCAUGACUCCCAGAGCGCCUUGCUACGUGGCACGGCGAACCUCAGUGCGCAGGCCGGAGUGAAAGGUCUGUCGUAUACUUCCAUUUGUCAGGCAUAUCAAGCCGCCGAUGGGCGAACUGCACGAUGGACGGAUAAAGAUGGUCAACGUCGGUCAAUGGAAUAUGCGGUUGGAUCGCGGGAUUGUAUUGGAAGAUGUGGACCCGGUUGCUUUGGCUCCCCCGUUUACACUCAGGAAUGCUUAAAUCAUGAUGCAUGUGUGGAAAAUGAGGGAGAGCAAUUCGGAGCAUGUGCCGAUGAGUGGCUUGCAGCUGCUUAUGGGUUUGUUUUUGCACCAAAGUGCUGA
Symbiodinium sp. CCMP2456 is the source of this 492-nucleotide messenger RNA. The record is from the annotation of a GenBank genome assembly. NCBI's taxonomy places the organism in Eukaryota, Dinophyceae, Suessiales, Symbiodiniaceae.